Molecule: messenger RNA, 1146 nt
Organism: Cornus florida
Lineage: Eukaryota; Viridiplantae; Streptophyta; Magnoliopsida; Cornales; Cornaceae
Product: transcription factor MYB41-like
Exons: 3
Coding region: 1-1146 (381 amino acids)
Source: RefSeq, a predicted model, not a curated record
AUGGGGAGAUCACCUUCCUCCAAUGAGAAUGGCCUCAAGAAGGGUCCGUGGGAUCCAGACGAGGAUCGGAAACUCAUCGAUUUCAUAGAGAAAAAUGGUCAUGGAAAUUGGAGUUCACUUCCAAAGCUUGCAGGACUCAAGAGGUGUGGAAAGAGUUGUCGCCUGAGGUGGACUAACUAUCUCCGUCCCGAUAUAAAGAGAGGAAACUUCGCCGACGAAGAAGAGCAACUCAUCAUCAACCUCCAUCAACUCCAUGGAAAUAAGUGGUCUAGGAUAGCAAGCUAUCUUCCAGGAAGGACCGAUAAUGAAAUCAAGAAUUUUUGGAAUACCCAUCUAAAGAAAAAGCUACUGAACAUGGGUAUUGAUCCAAUUACUCACAGACCAAGAACUGAUCUCAUGAUCAGUCUUCCUCAGCUACUAGCAAUGGCAAACUUCAUGAACACUACUACUAGCCCAUUGACCAAUCUGUGGGACCAGCUCAAUGCUCUCUUCAUGCUACAAUCACCAGCUGAUCAUCAUCAUCAUGAUACCACACAGCUAGCAAGAACCCAAUUGUUACACAACAUACUUCAAGCCCUAGCCAGUACUAGUAGUACUAGUCCACCUCCAACCAUUCAAGCUCUAAAUGACCUUAUAGGUCAUCAACAGCUUUAUGAGUACCUUAGGCCACUCAUGAAUUCUCAACUUGAUCAAGGACCUACUGGUCCUGUCAGUUUUGAUCCUAAUUAUUCAGCUCAAAUUCUUCAAUCGGGGCCAACGAAUUUCCCAAACUUAGAACUACUCCUUGAUCAAUAUCAACAACCCAUGGUUACCUCCAAAUUUGAAGUUUUUACAGGUGAUCAUAACAAUAAUGAUAGUAAUGUCACUACUCCGAUAGGAAAUUCUUCCUUUCCUGCUUUGGUUUCGGCCUCCCCCGAGUCUUACACUGUCAAUCAAAUGCAAAAUAAGAACAAAAUCAACCACCCAACUCAUCAUCUCUCUAACCCCUCAUCAUCUACUUGGACCAACUUUGAAGCUUGGGAAGAACUUUUGGAUGACGAAGCAGCUCAUUCUUACUGGAGAGAUAUUAUAGACCAAGCAUCUUCAACUGCCUCCAUGGCCAAUCUCGACCUAGAAGCUCCUUUCAGUUCGAAUCAGAUUAUGUAA